Molecule: messenger RNA, 13206 nt
Organism: Neogale vison (American mink)
Lineage: Eukaryota; Metazoa; Chordata; Mammalia; Carnivora; Mustelidae
Gene: HTT
Product: huntingtin
Exons: 67
Coding region: 115-9507 (3130 amino acids)
Biological process (GO): microtubule-based transport
Cellular component (GO): nucleus; cytoplasm
Source: RefSeq, a predicted model, not a curated record
CCUCGGUUCCGCUCCUGUUGGCGGCGUCGAACCCCAUUCAUUGCCGCGCUGCUAAGCGGCGCCGCGGGUCGGCUCGUGGGCUCGGGUUCUGUCCCCGCGGGGCGGGAGGCCGCCAUGGCGACCCUGGAGAAGCUCAUGAAGGCCUUCGAAUCCCUCAAGUCCUUCCAGCAGCAACAGCAGCAGCAGCAGCAGCCUCCGCCGCCGCCGCCUCAGCUUCCUCAGCCGCCGCCGCAGGCGCAGCCGCCGCCGCCUCAGCCGCAGCCGCCCCCGCCCCCGCCGCCGCCGCCGCCCCCCGGCCCGGCCGUGGCCGAGGAGCCACUGCACCGACCAAAGAAAGAACUCUCAGCCACCAAGAAAGACCGCGUGAACCAUUGUCUGACAAUAUGUGAAAACAUAGUGGCACAGUCACUCAGAAAUUCUCCAGAAUUUCAGAAACUUCUGGGCAUCGCUAUGGAACUUUUUCUGCUGUGCAGCGAUGAUGCAGAGUCGGAUGUCCGGAUGGUGGCUGAUGAGUGCCUCAACAGAGUCAUCAAAGCCCUGAUGGACUCCAGUCUGCCGAGGCUGCAGUUAGAGCUGUAUAAGGAAAUCAAAAAGAACGGUGCUCCCCGGAGCCUUCGUGCCGCCCUGUGGAGGUUUGCUGAGCUGGCUCACCUGGUCCGGCCUCAGAAGUGCAGGCCUUACUUGGUAAACCUUUUGCCUUGCCUGACUCGAAUAAGCAAGAGACCUGAGGAAUCUGUUCAGGAGACCUUGGCUGCAGCUGUACCCAAAAUUAUGGCUUCUUUUGGCAAUUUUGCAAAUGACAAUGAAAUUAAGGUUCUACUAAAGGCUUUCAUAGCGAAUCUGAAGUCAAGCUCCCCGACCAUUCGGCGAACGGCGGCUGGCUCAGCAGUGAGCAUCUGCCAGCACUCGAGGAGGACCCAGUACUUUUACAGCUGGCUAUUGAAUGUGCUCUUGGGCUUGCUGGUCCCCGUUGAGAGUGAACAUUCCACCCUCCUGAUUCUUGGGGUGCUGCUCACACUCAGGUACCUGGUGCCCUUGCUGCAGCCUCAGGUCAAAGACACGAGCCUGAAAGGCAGCUUUGGGGUGACGCGGAAGGAACUGGAAGUCUCACCCUCAACAGAGCAGCUCAUCCAGGUCUAUGAACUGACCUUGCACUACACUCAGCACCAAGACCACAACGCAGUGACAGGCGCGCUGGAGCUCCUGCAGCAGCUGUUGCGGACGCCCCCGCCUGAGCUCCUGCGGGCCCUGAGAGCUCCAGGCGGCGGGCCACUCUCCACUGUGCGCCACCAGCCUAGCUGCCGGAGCCGCAGCGGCAGCAUAGUGGAGAUCCUGGCUGGAGGGGGUUCUUCAUGCAGCCCUGUUCUUUCAAGGAAACAAAAAGGGAAAGUGCUCUUUGGAGAAGCAGCAGCCUUGGAGGAUGACUCCGAGUCCAGAUCGGAGGGCAGCAGCCCCGCCUUCACAGCCUCAGUCAAAGGUGAGAUUGGCGGCGAGCUGGCUGCGUCUUCUGGAGUCUCCACUCCUGGCUCUGCCAGUUCAGCUGCGGACUCUGUGGGCCACGACAUCAUCACCGAGCAGCCCCGGUCACAGCAUACGCUGCAGCCAGACUCGGUGGAUCUGACCAGCUGUGACCUGGCGAGCGCAGCCACUGACGGAGACGAGGAGGAUAUCCUGAGCCACAGCUCCAGCCAGAUCAGUGCCGUCCCGUCUGACCCAGCCAUGGACCUGAAUGAUGGCACCCAGGCCUCCUCCCCAGUCAGCGACAGCUCCCAGACCACCACUGAGGGGCCUGAUUCAGCUGUGACCCCUUCGGACAGUUCUGAAAUUGUGUUAGACGGUGCUGACAGCCAAUAUUCGGGGAUGCAGAUCGGACAGCCACCGGACGAGGAUGAGGAAGCCACGGGUGUCCUUCCAGAUGAAGAUGCAGAUGCUUUCCGGAGCUCUUCAGUUGCUCUUCAGCAAGCACAUUUACUGAGAAGCAUGGGCCACAGCAGACAGGCCUCUGACAGCAGCAUCGAUAAAUUUGUCUCCAAAGAUGAAGCUGCUGAACCAGGAGAUCAAGAAAACAAGCCUUGCCGGAUCAAAGGUGACAUAGGGCAGUCUACCGAUGAUGAUUCUGUUCCUCUUGUCCAUUGUGUCCGCCUUCUGUCUGCUUCAUUUUUGCUGACUGGGGAGAAAAAUGUGUUGGUUCCGGAUAGGGACGUGAGGGUCAGCGUGAAGGCGCUGGCGCUCAGCUGUGUGGGAGCUGCUGUGGCCCUUCAUCCUGAGUCCUUCUUCAGCAAACUUUAUAAAGUGCCUCUUGACACCAUGGAGCAUCCUGAGGAGCAGUAUGUGUCAGACAUCCUGAACUACAUUGAUCACGGAGACCCCCAGGUCAGAGGAGCCACGGCUGUUCUCUGUGGGACCCUCAUCUCCUCCAUCCUCAGCAGGUCCCGCUUCCAAGUGGGGGACUGGAUGGGCACCGUCAGAGCCUUAACAGGAAAUACAUUUUCUCUGGUGGACUGCAUUCCUUUGCUGCAGAAAACUUUGAAGGAUGAAUCUUCUGUGACUUGCAAGUUGGCUUGUACAGCUGUGAGGCACUGUCUCACGAGUCUUUGCAGCAGCAGCCACAGCGAACUGGGGCUGCAACUGGUCACCGACUUGCUGACCCUGAGGGACAGCUCCUACUGGCUGGUGAGGACGGAGCUUCUGGAGACUCUAGCAGAGAUUGACUUUAGGUUGGUGAGCUUUUUGGAGGCAAAAGCAGAAAACCUGCACAGAGGGACCCAUCAUUACACAGGGCUUUUAAAACUGCAAGAACGAGUGCUCCAUGAUGUGGUCAUCUAUCUGCUCGGGGACGAGGACCCCAGGGUGCGGCAUGUUGCCGCAGCGGCCUUAAUAAGGCUUGUCCCGAAACUGUUCUAUAAAUGCGACCAAGGACAAGCCGACCCCGUCGUGGCUGUGGCGAGAGAUCAAAGCAGUGUUUACCUGAAGCUCCUCAUGCACGAGACUCAGCCUCCAUCUCACUUCUCUGUCAGCACCAUCACCAGAAUAUACAGAGGCUAUAACUUACUGCCAACCAUGACAGACGUCACAGUGGAAAACAACCUCUCCAGAGUCAUCGCGGCCGUUUCCCGCGAACUGGUCACGUCGACCACGCGCGCACUCACCUUUGGGUGCUGCGAAGCUCUGUGUCUCCUUUCAACAGCCUUUCCUGUCUGCAUUUGGAGUUUAGGUUGGCAUUGUGGGGUGCCCCCACUGAGCGCCUCUGACGAGUCAAGAAAGAGCUGUACUGUUGGCAUGGCCACGAUGAUCCUCACCUUGCUCUCGUCAGCGUGGUUCCCACUGGAUCUCUCAGCCCAUCAGGAUGCUUUGAUUUUAGCGGGAAACUUGCUUGCAGCCAGUGCCCCCAAAUCUCUGAGAAGUUCGUGGACCUCCGAAGAAGAGGUCAGCCCAGCAGCCGCCAAGCAGGAAGAGGUCUGGCCAGCUCUGGGUGACCGGACCCUGGUGCCCAUGGUGGAACAGCUCUUCUCGCACCUGCUGAAGGUGAUUAAUAUCUGUGCUCACGUCUUGGACGACGUGGCUCCCGGACCAGCAAUAAAGGCAGCCUUGCCAUCUCUGACAAACCCUCCAUCUUUGAGUCCCAUCCGACGGAAGGGAAAGGAGAAAGAACCCGGAGAGCCAGCCUCUGUGCCCUUGAGCCCCAAGAAAGGCAGUGAAGCCAGUCCAGCCUCUCGACAAUCUGAUGCCCCAGGGCCUGUUACAGCAAAUAAGUCCUCAUCGCUGGGGAGUUUCUGUCACCUUCCUUCGUACCUCAAAUUGCACGACGUCCUGAAAGCUACUCACGCCAACUACAAGGUUACCUUGGAUCUUCAGAACAGCACUGAAAAGUUUGGAGGCUUUCUGCGCUCUGCCUUGGAUGUUCUCUCUCAGAUCCUGGAGCUGGCAACGCUGCAGGACAUUGGGAAGUGCGUUGAAGAAAUCCUGGGGUAUCUGAAAUCCUGCUUCAGUCGGGAACCAGUGAUGGCAACUGUUUGCGUUCAGCAGCUGUUGAAGACUCUCUUUGGGACCAACUUGGCCUCCCAGUUUGAUGGCUUGUCGUCCAACCCCAGCAAGUCUCAGGGCCGAGCACAACGUCUGGGCUCCUCCAGUGUGAGGCCGGGCUUGUACCACUACUGCUUCAUGGCUCCAUACACGCACUUCACCCAGGCCUUAGCUGAUGCCAGCCUGAGGAACAUGGUGCAGGCGGAGCAGGACCACGACCCCUCAGGGUGGUUUGAUGUCCUUCAGAAGGUGUCUACCCAGUUGAAGACCAACCUCACAAGCGCUACAAAGAACCGCGCGGAUAAGAAUGCUAUUCAUAAUCACAUCCGCUUGUUUGAGCCUCUGGUUAUUAAGGCUCUAAAACAGUACACGACCACCACGUCCGUGCAGCUGCAGAGGCAGGUGCUGGACCUGCUGGCGCAGCUGGUGCAGUUACGGGUCAAUUACUGUCUGCUGGACUCUGAUCAGGUGUUUAUUGGAUUUGUGCUGAAGCAGUUUGAAUACAUUGAAGUGGGCCAGUUCAGGGAAUCAGAGGCAAUUAUUCCAAACAUCUUUUUCUUCCUGGUAUUACUAUCUUAUGAACGCUAUCAUUCAAAACAGAUCAUUGGAAUUCCUAAAAUCAUUCAGCUGUGUGAUGGCAUCAUGGCCAGUGGGAGGAAGGCUGUGACACAUGCCAUUCCAGCUCUGCAGCCAAUAGUGCAUGACCUCUUUGUACUGAGAGGGACCAACAAAGCCGACGCUGGAAAAGAGCUUGAAACCCAAAAAGAGGUGGUGGUGUCGAUGCUGCUGAGACUCGUCCAGCACCAUCAGGUGCUGGAGAUGUUCAUCCUGGUUUUGCAGCAGUGCCACAAGGAGAACGAAGACAAAUGGAAGCGACUGUCCCGGCAGAUCGCCGACGUCAUCCUCCCGAUGUUAGCCAAGCAGCAGAUGCACAUUGAUUCUCAUGAAGCCCUUGGAGUGUUAAAUACUUUAUUUGAGAUUCUGGCCCCUUCCUCCCUCCGUCCUGUGGACAUGCUAUUACGGAGUAUGUUUGUCACUCCAGAUACAAUGGCAUCUGUAAGCACUGUUCAGCUGUGGAUCUCAGGAAUCCUAGCCAUUUUGAGGGUUCUGAUUUCCCAGUCAACUGAAGAUAUUGUUCUCUCUCGUAUUCAGGAGCUCUCCUUCUCCCCAUAUUUAAUCUGCUGUCCAGUAAUUAAUAGGUUAAGAGACGGGGACAGUACUUCAACACCGGAAGAACACAGUGAAGGAAGGCAAAUCAAGAGUUUGCCGGAGGAAACGUUUUCAAGGUUUCUACUACAACUAGUUGGCAUUCUUUUGGAGGAUAUUGUUACAAAGCAGCUCAAAGUGGAAAUGAAUGAACAGCAACAUACUUUCUAUUGUCAAGAGCUAGGCACGCUGCUAAUGUGUCUGAUUCACAUCUUCAAGUCUGGAAUGUUCCGAAGAAUCACAGCUGCUGCCUCCAGACUCUUCACGGUAGAUAGCACCGACAGCAGUUUCUACGGCCUGGAGAGGCUGAACGCACGGGUGCGCGCCAUGGUGCCCACGCACCCGGCCCUGGUGCUGCUCUGGUGCCAGAUCCUGCUGCUGGUCAGCCACACCGACUACCGCUGGUGGGCAGAGGUGCAGCAGACCCCCAGGAGACGCAGUCUGUCCAGUACGAAGUCACUCAGCCCUCAGAUGCCUGGAGAGGAGGAGGACCCCGGUGCGGCCUGCAAGCUUGGGAUGUGCAAUAGAGAGAUAGUGCGAAGGGGAGCUCUCAUUCUCUUCUGCGAUUAUGUCUGUCAGAACCUGCACGAUUCAGAGCACCUAACGUGGCUCAUCGUGAAUCAUAUCCAGGACCUCAUCAGUCUGUCCCACGAGCCUCCCGUGCAGGAUUUCAUUAGUGCUGUUCACCGGAACUCUGCCGCCAGUGGCCUCUUCAUCCAGGCAAUUCAGUCCCGCUGUGAAAAUCUUUCCACCCCGACCACCCUGAAGAAGACACUUCAGUGCUUGGAAGGGAUCCACCUCAGCCAGUCAGGUGCUGUGCUGACGCUGUACGUGGACAAGCUGUUGUGCACUCCGUUCCGUGUGCUGGCUCGCAUGGUUGACACGCUGGCUUGUCGCCGGGUGGAAAUGCUUCUGGCUGCAAAUUUACAGAGCAGUGCGGCCCAGCUGCCCGCAGAGGAGCUGAGCAGGAUCCAGGAGUACCUUCAGAGCAGCGGGCUGGCGCAGAGACACCAGAGGCUCUACUCCCUGCUGGACAGGCUUCGUCUCGCCACCGCACCUGGCUCACGCGGCCCUUCUCCUCCGGUCACGUCCCACCCGCUGGACGGGGAUGGGCCCCUGGCACUGGAGACCAUGAUUCCAGACAAAGACUGGUACCUGCGUCUAGUCAAAUCCCAGUGCUGGACUAGAUCAGAUUCUGCGCUGCUGGAAGGGGCAGAACUGGUGAAUCGGCUUCCUCCCAGUGACAUGAGUACAUUCAUGAUGAACUCGGAAUUCAACUUAAGCCUGCUGGCCCCAUGCCUGGGCCUGGGCAUGCGCGAAGUCUCUGGGGGCCAGAGGAGCCCCCUUUUUGAAGCAGCUCGCCUAGCAACUCUGGACCGUGUGACCAGCCUGGUUCAGCAGCUUCCUGCUGCCCAUCAUGUCUUCCAGCCAUUCCUGCCUGUGGAGGCCACUGCCUACUGGAACAAGUUGAAUGAUCUAUUUGGGGAUGCCAUGUUAUAUUGGUCCUUGACCACUCUGGCCCGGGCCCUGGCCCAGUACCUGCUGGUGUUUCCCAAACUGCCCAGCCAUUUGCACCUCCCCCCUGAGAAGGAGAGGGACACUGUGAAGUUUGUGGUCAUGACCCUCGAGGCCCUGGCAUGGCAUUUGAUCCAUGAGCAGAUCCCGCUGAGUCUGGACCUUCAGGCGGGCCUGGACUGCUGCUGCCUGGCCCUGCAGCUCCCCAGCCUCUGGAGCACACUCUCCUCCCCAGAGAUGGUGACCCAUGCCUGCUCUCUCAUUCACUGUGUCCGCUUCGUUCUGGAAGCUGUUGUGGUGCAGCCUGGGGACCAGCUUCUUAGUCCAGAAAGAAGGAUGAACACCCCGAAGGCUUCCAGAGAGAACGAAAUAGAUUCAGACACACAAAACCCGGCAUACAUCACCGCAGCCUGUGCGAUGGUGGCAGAGAUGGUGGAGUCUUUGUCAUCGGUGUUAGCCUUGGGGCACAAAAGGAACAGCAACACCCCCGCGUUUCUCACAUCAGUGCUGAGGAACAUCAUCAUCAGCCUGGCUCGCUUACCCCUCGUCAACAGCUACACACGCGUGCCCCCCUUGGUUUGGAAGCUCGGAUGGUCGCCCAAGCCAGGAGGGGACUUUGGCACAGCCUUCCCUGAGAUCCCGGUAGAGUUCCUCCAGGAGAAGGAAGUCUUUAAAGAGUUCAUCUACCGCAUCAAUGCACUAGGCUGGACCAGCCGCACUCAGUUCGAGGAGACGUGGGCCACCCUCCUUGGUGUCCUGGUGACUCAGCCCCUGGUGAUGGAGCAGGAGGAGAGCCCACCAGAAGAAGACACAGAGAGGACCCAGAUCAAUGUCCUGGCUGUGCAGGCCAUCACGUCGCUGGUGCUGAGUGCAAUGACUGUGCCUGUGGCCGGCAACCCCGCUGUGAGCUGCUUGGAGCAGCAGCCCCGGAACAAGCCCCUGAAAGCCCUCGACACCAGGUUUGGGAGGAAGCUGAGUAUUAUCCGAGGAAUUGUAGAGCAGGAAAUCCAAGCGAUGGUUUCAAAGAGAGAGAACAUCGCCACCCAUCACUUAUACCAGGCGUGGGACCCCGUCCCUUCUCUGUCUCCAGCUACGACAGGUGCCCUCAUCAGCCACGACAAGCUCCUGCUACAGAUCAACCCCGAGCGGGAGCUGGGGAACAUGAGCUACAAGCUUGGACAGGUGUCCAUUCACUCCGUGUGGCUGGGGAACAGCAUCACGCCCCUGAGAGAGGAGGAGUGGGAGGAAGAGGAAGAGGAGGAAGCUGAUGUCCCUGCCCCGGCGUCACCGCCCACGUCACCCGUCAACUCCAGGAAGCACCGGGCGGGGGUCGAUAUCCACUCCUGCUCCCAGUUUCUGCUGGAGUUGUAUAGUCGCUGGAUCCUGCCGUCAGGUUCAGCCCGAAGGACGCCCAUCAUCCUGAUCAGUGAAGUGGUUCGAUCUCUCCUGGUGGUGUCGGACUUGUUCACGGAGCGCACCCAGUUUGAGAUGAUGUACUCGGCGCUCACAGAGCUGCGGAGGGUGCACCCUGCCGAAGACGAGAUUCUCACCCAGUACCUGGUGCCUGCCACCUGCAAGGCGGCUGCUGUCCUCGGGAUGGACAAGGCUGUGGCAGAGCCAGUCAGCCGGCUGCUAGAGAGCACGCUGAGGAGCAGCCAUCUGCCCAGCAAGGUUGGGGCCCUGCACGGUGCGCUCUAUGUGCUAGAGUGCGACCUUCUGGAUGAGACAGCAAAGCAGCUCGUCCCGGUCAUCAGCGACUAUCUCCUCUCCAACCUCAAGGCGGUGGCCCACUGCGUGAACAUUCACAGCCAGCAGCACGUGCUGGUCAUGUGCGCCACCGCCUUCUACCUGAUCGAGAACUAUCCCCUGGACGUGGGCCCAGAGUUCUCAGCCUCAAUCAUACAGAUGUGUGGGGUGAUGCUGUCCGGAAGUGAGGAAUCCACCCCAUCCAUCAUCUACCACUGCGUUCUGCGGGGCCUGGAGCGCCUCUUGCUCUCAGAACAACUCUGCCGGCUGGAUGCAGAGUCCCUGGUCAAGCUGAGUGUGGACAGAGUGAAUGUGCACAGCCCACACCGGGCCAUGGCCGCCCUGGGCCUGAUGCUUACCUGCAUGUACACAGGAAAGGAGAAACUCAGUCCGGGCAGAAGCUCAGACCCCAGCCCUGCAACCCCAGACAGCGAGUCAGUGAUUGUGGCAAUGGAGCGCGUGUCUGUUCUUUUUGACAGGGUCAGGAAAGGGUUCCCCUGUGAAGCCAGAGUGGUGGCACGGAUCCUUCCUCAGUUUUUGGAUGACUUCUUCCCACCCCAGGACGUCAUGAACAAAGUCAUUGGAGAAUUUCUGUCCAACCAGCAGCCGUACCCACAGUUCAUGGCCACUGUUGUGUACAAGGUUUUCCAGACUCUACACACCACUGGGCAGUCGUCCAUGGUCCGGGACUGGGUCAUGCUGUCCCUCUCCAACUUCACACAGAGGACCCCAGUGGCCAUGGCCGUGUGGAGCCUCUCCUGCUUCUUCGUCAGUGCUUCCACCAGCCCAUGGGUCUCGGCUGUCCUUCCCCACGUCAUCAGCAGGAUGGGCAAGCUGGAGCAAGUGGACAUUAACCUCUUCUGCCUGGUGGCCACGGACUUUUACAGACACCAGAUAGAAGAGGAGCUGGACCGCCGGGCCUUUCAGUCUGUGUUCGAGGUGGUCGCGGCACCAGGAAACCCGUAUCAUCGACUGCUGACUUGUUUGCGGAACGUCCACAAGGUCGCUGCGUGCUGAGCGCUCACGUGGGGCAGUGGCCCUGGAGCUGGGGAUCCCGCCCGUGUCGGCACAGCUCUGCACACGGGCCUCCCUGCUCCCCCGUGUCGCAUCGUGGCCGGGCAGGCGGUGUCCGGCUCUGCCACGUGACGGAGGAGCUCUGUGGCAGUGAGGCUCCUUGCAGGGAACAUAUGCAGUAAUGUGGGGUUGAGCCUGAGUCCUUGCGGAGGGCAGGGCAGCUGUGUCACUAACCCUCUGUGCCGCGGCUAGUGCGAGACGCCAGCUAACCAGCCGUUCCCGUCCUCCCCAUGCCCAGUCUGCUCGCGGCUGCCGGGCCACAGCUGCUCUUGCAUCCAGGGCGGAGUCCUUGUGCUUGCAGGGUGGCCCGGGCCCCUCUGCUGUCCCACAGGCAGGAGGUGGUGCCAGCGGGCUGUGGGGAGCACUCCCCCGGGCUCUGCGGUGUGUGCGGGUCCGGGGUGGGGGGGUUGCUGGGUAUGUGACACCCAGCGCCAUACUUCCCUUUCUCUGUUUUCUUCUCAGGAUUUAAAGUUUAAUUAUAUCAGUAAAGAGAUUAAUUUUAAGGUAACUUUCUCUGCCCGCGUAGAGUAUGUGCAUUGCCAAGUUUGUGCCGCACGCAGCAGCACCGGUGGAGGCUUCCCUGAACAGGGGUGCUCCCGCCACCACCUGCUCUCCGUCCCGCAGCUCUUCCUGCCAGACACCUGCCUUCCAUAUUAACAUGCCAGCCGCGCUCGGUGGCGCACUUCACCCUUUCUCAUGCAUUCACAUCUAGUAAGAAUUUAAGGCUGUUUAAUAUUGAGGUGUCUGCAUCAGGAACGCACACAGCCUCUCUGGGGAUUGGAAAGUACUGGCCCCUGUCCCGUGCACAGAUGGGGUCUCUCCUCCCACCUGGAUGGCUCCCGAGCUUCCAUCCCAGUGAAGGACUACUGUGCUGGUCCCUCACUGACAAGGCCAGCCCACCCAGCUCUGACAGUCAGUCGUGUCCAGUGACGCCAGCCCUGUUGGCCUAUGGCCCCAUCCCGAGUGGAGUCUGGGCGGCUGUCUGUCCAGGGGCCAACUGGCCACUCUUGGGGUCUGGUUCCCAUAUGGUCCCUCUUGUGUGUUAGGGCCCAGGCUCUUGGUCAAGGGCAAAGGUUGGCAUCUUGGCAGCCAUUCAAGAAGGACCCCAGCACCUCCUAGGUGACCUUCCCAGCUCAGCCUAUACACUGGGCCUCCUUUCGGGAGGGUGCAGAUCUGUGCCCAGUGGACCCAAGAUGGGGCUCGAUUGGAAGGAGCAGGAAGGAGACAGGACUGGGCAGUGGUUGGCUGGCCCAUGGCCCCUCAGAGCCACUGCUUCUUCCCAGACCUAGGCCACAGGACCAGCUUUCUGUUUCCAGCCCCAAAGUAGCCAAAUUGUCCAGUGCAGAAGAGGCCUGGCCGUUUGGGUUGACCUCUGCUGGACAGAGGUGUGGUGUGCCUUCAAGUGGGCCCGUGAUUGCUGUCUGACUAGGCUGGCAGGCUCUCUGCCCUCUUGGCCCCCAGAGACGGGCACAUCGUCACAUGGUGACCGCCACACCAUUCAGCUUGGUUGUGAGUUCAAAUGCAGGUAGUGUUUGGGGUAUUUCAUGGGUUAAGUGGAAGAGAACAUCGAACCCUUUUCCAGAGUUUGCAAAGGAGGAAUAUUGGUACAUGGUUAGUUACCCUGACGUCUGGCCAGCAUGGGCCUGACAUCCCACCAUAACACACACAGCCAAACUGCUGGGAGACUCCUGAGCUGACUGUCUGCCCCAGAGCUCCCGUUUCCUUCUGCCCUUUCCUGCUGCUGCGGUUUGGGACCUACUGGGGUGCAGGGUUUUCCCGCCAGCCUCCACAGAGGCCCCACCGAACCAGGGCGUGAGUGGUAGAAAUGGGUCCCAUGUCUGAGCAGGAUCGGAAGGGAACCUUAAUGGAAAGUAGGUCACCAUUGUCCCCGCCCCCGCUGGCCUCCCAUUUCUUGACCUGCCAUUUCCCAUAAAAAGCCUGGUGGGAUGUUUGUGAGUGUGGGGAAAGUGUGCCCCCACUCCCACCCGCCCCAUUACCUGUGCGGCCACGUGCUCUUCCUGCUGAGGUGUUGACAUUGUAGGCGGUAGCACUGUGAAUGGGAGGUUUGGAGCUGUUCCCCCUAGGAGCCAUAUCACUGGGCUUACCUGUACGUGUCCCCAUCUUCCCUUGUUUGUCACUGACCCGAGAUCGUCAUCUCUUAACAAGGGGGCCUGGAGCCCCGCUCUGGCCAUGGGCGACGACCCACACUGGGCUGUGUGCUCAGAGACGGACAGGAAUUGGCGAGCGCAGUUCUUAGCCAUGGAGAGCAGAUACGUGUGUGCCUGCGCAGACCUGAUUGUACGUAUGUCUCUGUAUGCAAAUGUGCAAGGCUACCCAGGAUGGCUGAGGCAGUUCUCAGAAUUCGGCUUUUCUUAGCUGGCCAUGUGGAGUUGGUUGCAUGGCUGAGACAUCUAGGAACCGUGUCAUUGCUCGUUAAAAUCCUGAGAAAAGGGUCCGCCUUUCUAGCUCUGUGCACAAGGAAUUAAAACUCUGUCAAGUUCCUAGAAGUCUGUGGCAAGCAGCAGUCAUCAAUCCAGAUGUUGUUGAAAAUGCUAAUUUGGCAGGUCUAUUUGCAGUGGGGGAGUUGUUUUCCUGCUGACACUUUGAACACAGACUUGAAUGAAACCAGGGCGAUGUCCUUCUGCAUGCCUUCCCCAGAAAUGUGCCUCCCCUCCCCGGUGCCCCACUGUGGGCUGCUAGUGCCCGCAUCUCCUGCGCUGUCCUAUUUUUGCCAGCAAAUGGAUCCGGAGGAUGAAUGAAGCUGACCCUUCCAGACACCCCAAAUGUAGCAUCAGAAGGCCCUGCCUCUUAGAGGACCCCCACCACACCCAGGCCCACCCUCCAUUGCAGAUGUCACUUCCAAGGCCCAGGGCCCCAGGGCAGCUUCUCCCGGGGAGCUGCAAUGAGCCCUUGUUGUGAGUUCUUUUGGAACAGACUCUGACGAAGCUUUCUUCGGUGGGGGUGGGGGGUGUCUCUGGUAUUGUGGGGAGUGGAGUUCAGAUACUGUGAGCACCUUCCCAGUCCUCACUUUCCAUUGUGUCCUUCCCUCUGCAGUGAGCCCUUGAAGCCAUGGCUCCCGGUCAGGGUGACUGUGGGGUGGUUCUUUGUGGGGGGCAGGGGGCAACAGCAGGGGACCUGCCUUGCUGGAGAGCUCAGGAGGGCUGUGCUGCUGCUGCUGGCCUGGAAGAUUCAGGGGUCACUUUCCCCCGUGCACCCAUCACCUUCAGUGCAGUCGAAGGAACCCCCUCCCCACCCCCGAGUGCUUCUGGGAACACCUGGCCCUGUACAGUCCCUGCUGUUUCCCGGUGCAAACUGGGUGGUGACCACUGGUGCUGGAGAAUCGUGGCCGUCAUGGAUGCAGGUGGUUGAGCUCCGAGCUGAGCAGGGGCCCCCUGUCCACGCUCGCCGCUACGCGCUACGGUGCGGUGCCAGUCAGCGGGCUGUGCGCUCCUACCACGCCACCACCACCAUCCCCCCAACGUGGGGAGCCAGCGAGGCUGUGAGGGGCAUUUCCCGGAGCCCUGACCUGGACCUGACUGUCCGCUUCCAAGAAGAGAGGGAAGGACUGACAAGUGAUAUGUAUUUAAAUUUUUUUAAACUGCUGCAAACGUUGUGUAUCUGAAUUAAAGGGAAAUAACACCA